AUGGAAGUGACGAUCCAGCCAGGUCUCGCAAGCAGCUCGAAGAUGCACCGCUGGCUCUUUGCUCUCUCCCAUGGAGCAAUCCCACAGCCUGAGAUUCGAGCGGCGGCCAAAAUUUCAGGCCGAUGCAGCCUGGACGGCCACUUGCGCGAUGCUCGUUCCGCUCAGGCGACUUCCGUUUUAGAUGGAUUUUUUGCCAGCUUCCAAGGCUUUGCCCUGGCAACAGAAUUCCUGGGCUUCACCAGACAGAUCAUGGACAGCCUCGAGCGUCUUGUGGCCAACGAUUUGCCGCCUGAAGAGGCUGCAGAGCUGAAGCUCUUUCGCAUGGUAAACGUGUGCGUUCGCAAGCGAGCAGAAGGAGGUGAGACGUCUGCACUUGCGCUCGAUCUGUUGAGGCAAGUCAUGGCAGCCAUGAAGACAGGCAAAAGGCCGCCGAAGAUGCCAAGCGAAUGGACGGACUUGGCAGAUAGCGAAGACGCGGCAGACCAGGUGCGGGAGCAGUCUGACAAGCUUUGGGACCUGAUGAGAGUGCAGGCCGACGUUGCCGUCAAAAACAAUCACUGGACGAAGCGUGGUCCGCCUUUGUUCUUCCUGGUUUUUGCACUCCCAUUGCCGCUCUACUACGUCGCUGACUGGUUGUGGAGAACAUGGCGAGCGCCCAAACCUGAGCCGGAGACCGAUGCGAAGAAGGAGAAGCCGGCACCAAAGGAAAGCAAGAAACAGAAGUGA
Symbiodinium sp. CCMP2592 is the source of this 726-nucleotide messenger RNA. The record is from the annotation of a GenBank genome assembly. NCBI's taxonomy places the organism in Eukaryota, Dinophyceae, Suessiales, Symbiodiniaceae.